Molecule: messenger RNA, 6609 nt
Organism: Aedes aegypti (yellow fever mosquito)
Lineage: Eukaryota; Metazoa; Arthropoda; Insecta; Diptera; Culicidae
Gene: Cep290
Product: centrosomal protein of 290 kDa
Source: RefSeq, a predicted model, not a curated record
CAUCAAACAACAACAAAUAAACCUUGACAAAAAGUGAUCCUUGUUUCGAGUCAGGCUUCUCGUUUUAAUUUCUGUUAGCUUUCAAAAUUUUAAUCUGGAUAUCAAUUAAUUAGGAAGAAUCGUCAUGGAUUGGCGCUACAUGCUGUCCGUGUCGCCGCACAAUCUGGCCGACGAGCGCAAGGAUGAAGUGGCCGUCCAUUUGGCUGCCGUUCCAACCGACCAGAAGUUGGACAGCAAGAGCUGUAAAAAGUUGUUCCGGUUGGCGCAGGUGGUGCUACGCUUUCGCAACGAGCAGGUUGGUCAACUUAGAAUCGAAAUCGACCGAAUGGUGGAAGAGAACGAACAGCGCGAUGCACGAGGAUCACCCUCAGAUCAGCUCCGGGAGCAAGUGGCAGACCUCAAGCGAAUCAUUGACAAGCUGGAAGCAGAACGGCACACGAGCCGUGCUAGGAUCAAGGAGCUAUCUGAAGAAAUGACCUCACUACAGAGAAAGCUAGCGGAAAGCAGUCACUUCGGCAGUGAAGGUGAAGACUCACCAGACGCGCUGUCGGAAAUCGAUCGCCAACAGGAACUGUACAACAACAUCAGUAUGAAGAAUAAACACAUUAAGCGUUUGCUGCGAGACUUAGAUGAUUUGGAAAAACGUAACAGCUUCCAGAUCGACACCAUCAACAGUUUGCAGGUCAGCCUGAACGAUGCAACAAUGAAUUUGACCGGAUUGACUCAUCAAUAUGAGGAAGCCCAAGCGAUUAUGAAGGAGCAGGAAGUUCUGAUUGAAGAAUCUAAUGAGAAAAUCAAACGAUUGGAAGAGGAUGUGGAGGGGUUAGCCGAAGAGAAAGUUAGAUUUGAGGAAGAUUUGGAAGGGUUUGCGAAGCAGCUAGAAGAACGGACUGAGCAGUGGCAAAGUAUCCUAGAGAAAAAGCAAGAAGAGUUGGAGGAAAUCGAAACAAAAUAUUCAGAGUUGCUGCAACAGUUUCCUGGGUAUGACAUCGAAGCGGAGAGAAAGGAAUUCAAAAAGAUGAGCGCAAGGCUUCAGGAAAAAGAUGAGAUGAUUGAAGAGUUGGAGAAGAAAAUCACUAUGCUAUCGCAGGAGAUUCUAACGUCCACGGAGCUUAUGAACAGGAUUUCGCAAGAGAAAGAGAAUGCCAGUAAGGAUACGGUGAAGGUAAGUCAGUGUUGCGAGGAAAGCCGUGCGUUGCUGGAGAAGGCAAAUAAGCGAUGCGAAGAGAUGCAGGAAAUUUUGUCCAAUGUGGAGGAGGAUAACAUGUUGAAGUCGAAACAGGCGGUCGAAGCGAUCGAGGCAUUGAGAAGAUACGAAAGUGGCGAGGAAGGUUUGGCGAAUGCAUUGAAGAAGAUCAACAGGUUGCAUGAGAAAGUUAACGUACGGGAUAAGCAGAUACGGGAAUUGGUGGCGGAAAUCAAUCUGGCGAACGAGAUUGCCAUGGAGAAUGCUGUGCUGAGGAAGCGUUUGGGUAUUAGUGAGGACGAAGUUAUACCAACUCAUUCUGUUCUGUCUAAGCAGAGGAAAAUUGAGAAAGUAAACGAACGCUUGGCUUUGAAAUUAAGAGCAUCGGAGGAAAUGCGACUUCAACUGAAGUUGGAGAAGAAUGAUCUGAAGCGAAAACUUUUUCAGAUGUCACAAUCUUUGAGUGGUCAAAGGAGUUUAGACAAGGAAAAAGCGAUGAUAUCAAUCAACAGCAAUCAUCGGUGAAGCGCCGUAACGGAAGGAAAUCAGGCAACAGAUGCAGUCGAUGAAAUCUCGAAGCUUAGUGAUACGGAUGUUGCGAAGUUCUGUGAGAAAUGCAUGAAGCAGUAUAACGUUAAUGAGAGUAGAAAGUUUUGCAAGGCGUGCAUCUUUCGGCAGAGCUUCAACUAUUGUGAUGGAUGCAUCAAAAAAUUGAAGGGUAAUAUCAACUCGGACGAAGAUCCAAAGACAAAGUAUGCUGAAAAGAUUGAAGAAUUGGAGAAAAAGUACGCUGUUGUUGUGGAGGAAAAUGAGAACUUGAGAAUAGGGAUGCAUGAGAUUUUGCAGAAAUUGCGAGAGUACGAUGCUACGUCAAAUCAUUUAACGAUCGACACAUCUACUUUAGAACGAUUGUUGCAUGCACUGGAUGCCAGAAGCGUGAGUGGAUGGUAUCACCCGGCUAUGCGGUUACAGAACGAAUUGCUGGCCACGAGAGAAAGGGAAAUGCUGCUAAAAGAACGUUUGAGUCUCAAAAGCAAACAAAGCACAUUUUCACUGGGAAGUCGAAAUGAUUCCGGCAAUGUUUGUGAUGAUGAGGAAAACACAGCGGAUAUAGAUCAAGUUAUAACAGAGGAGCCGGAUUUUGGGGAGCAAGUGCUGCUCAAAUCGGUGGAAAUCGAUCGACUGAAUGAUCAAAUCGAAUCUCUGAAGGAAGAACGAGAGCAAUUGCUUCAAUCAAAUGACGAACUAGUAGUGACGAGAAAGUUGUAUAAUGAAUUGAUGGAAUUUACCAAAUCGACCGAUAAUGAGAAAGAUAGGAUAUUGGUUGAAACGCUAGAGCGGCUGAAGCUGAUAGAAUCCAAUAUAUAUGCCUUCCAGAGAAAGAUUGAGUUCUUGAAAGCCGAGAAUGACAACAUGCACAACACAAUGCGGACAAUCGAAGUAGAGCACUUGAACAUUCUCCACGGGUUGAGAUCCGAAUUGGCGCGGAAGAAUAGCACAUUGAAAAAGUUGGAACAUCAAACCAGCGUUGAGGGAAGGAAUGUAAGUAGUCCGGAUUCAGAAUCGAUCGGGAAGCUAGAGUCUGAGAUUGAGCGAAUGAAGCUGGAGACGGCCAAUUUCUAUACGAUCUUCUUGAGAAACAUUCAGGAAGUGGACAAGGACAAUCUGUUGCAUUUGGAGUAUGAGAAUCUAGCUCGCGUUGGGUUGGUUGAAUCGAAUUUGGCGGUAGAUUUUAUGCCGAAAGAAGAGUUUAAGAGGAUCAAGAAACAGUUACAGACAGCACAGGAAGAGUUCAAAAAACAAACUAUUAAGAAUGGUCACUUGGAAGAACUUCUGAAGAUAUCACAAGAACAACUUCGGUCACAGCAAAUGUUGAUUUCAAAGUUUUCAGAUGAGGAAAUCAGUUUGCGGCAUUUGGUUGCGGAUUUACAGAGUUCAUCAAACGAAAAGUAUUUACUGGUCAAAACUCAGAAGGAGCUUGACGCUGCCAAAGAGCAAGGAGAGCUUUUUAAAUUAAGUAAUGCUAAGCUGAAGCAAUCGUUGAUUGACAGCGGCGAGGAGUUGAAUAAGUUAAAGGAGCAGCUAGCUCAACAAGAGUUAGAUUUCAUCGAACAUCAGAAAGACAACGAGCUGAAAAUCAAAUUCCUUAGCAAAAGCGUCAAGUUGCUUCAUGAAAGCUAUAACUCAUUUACGCCAACGUACGCAGUAACGGAUUUCGUGAAGGAGUAUGCCAAGCUUCUGGAGCUUAAGAAGAAUUUACUUCGACAGGCGAACGCAACCACGACAAGGCAGAUUGAUGAAGACUACGAGAGAGUAUUCGCAAAACUAAAGGAUCAAAUUGAUGGCAGUCAAAUACAGGAUAAGAUAAAUCUCAUCAAGUUCGAAAGUCAAUGCGAGUAUCUCACUAAACAACUAGUCCUGUCUCAAGAACAGAUCGAGCAGUUGCAGGAGGAAAACUCUGCUUUGAAACUGGCCUCCGUUGAAACUACAAGGCAUUGGGAUACCAUCGAGCUGAUCUUCAACGGAAAACCAAAGCCAACCAAACCGGUAGACAAAUUUUUCGACAAGGAAGUUCAGGUGACCGUUGAAAUCAGUCACAAAUGUAUCAACACAAUUCCGAUCAUCGACGACAGCCUAGCGGAGAAACCUCGUCAGGCUACUCCACCUGCGACGACGCAUUCCUCUGAGCAUUCGUCAGUGAGGAAAACCUCAGAUGCUGGACAGAUGACAGACGACUUGUACGAAGCUCAACCAUCGACAUCCGUUCCGGUGGCACUGCAAAAGUCCCUGGAAUCACAGCUGAAGCAAGCCAUGAUGUUGGCUUCAACUCGCAGCGCUUUGCUUCUGGAGACGGAAAGUCGGCUAACGGAGUGCCACGGACGAAUCAAGCUGUUAGAAAGGUCUUUGGAGGAUAAGGAAGAACAGCUGAGAAGACAGGCACAUGCUGCGGCAAACAACGAGAAGCAAGACGAUAACAUUCUUAGUUCGACGAUUGGAUCCCUACAAAAUCUUCUACUAGAAAAAGACACCACUCUUUCGCGGUAUCAGGAGCUGCUUAAAAACGAACGUCAAGAUCAUUCAAAAACCUACGACGAGAACAUUGCGCAGAUCAGGGCUCUGAAGAAGACUGUUGACGAAAUGGAACAGAAAGUGUACGACAAGCAGAAGGAAAUCGACAAUUUAAGCAUUCAGCUAACUGAUUUGACUCAGCUCAAAGCACAACAUGAAGCAGCUGCUGCAGUCCGGGAAGCUCAACAGGCGGAGUCUAGGCAAGCCAACAAGCCAGAAUUGAUAUACACCGACAAGCUCAUCGAGAACAUUUUUGAGACCGAUCAGAAAAACGAGGAGGAGAUUGAGGAGCUGAAAAGGAGAAUCAAAGAGCUGGAAAGCAAGCUUCAAAGUGCAAGUGAAGAACUGCGGAAAGGCCAAACGAAUCUGAGGGAGAUGAUCGCGAGAGAGAAGCGCGCCGAGAAGAAUUUGAGAGAAAAGGAAGCGGAAAUUGUGGCGCUGAACGAGCGACUUGCCAGAGAACAUGAGGAUUUGAGAGAAUUCACCGACAACAUAGCGAGCGCUCAGGAGAUUGAACAACUGAAGGAAAUGCUGGAGGAAAAGGACCGUCACAUACAGGAUCUGACCGAGACUUUGAGUCAGUUUCACGACGAUCAACAAAAGUUUAUGAACGACACUUCCCUACAUUCUGCUGAACAAGUUUCUCAGCUUAGCGCAGAUUUGAAUCGAAGCGAGGCUUCGAAUCGUGUGCUCAAAACGCAAAUUGAAGCACUGAAGCGUCAGAUAUUGAGCAUCCAACAACGUGAGAAGCAAUCACGUGAUUUGGUAAAAACUCUAAAGAACCAGCUCAUAAAACGACCGGUUAUUUCGAUGAAACCGGAUCGAACUCCAACUCCAAGAGAAGAGCAACUUGCCCGGAAACUGCAACAACUGGAGACCGAGCUGUUGGACACGAAGGAUGAACUGCGCAAGCAGAUCAACAUCAAUGAGAAUCGUCGCGCGAAGAAUGCGGCCGAGUUGGAUUUGUGGAACAAACAGAAGCGUUGGCAGCAGAUGGCCGAAAAGCUGAAGGUACAGCUCAAGGAGCGUGAAGUUGAGUUGGAUAAGUUGAAGGUUCAUUUCAAUUCAGCCAAAAAUACAAUAGUACGACUAGAACGGGAGAAGGCCAUUUUGGAGGGAAGAAGCAUUCGUGGCAGCAGUGCGGGAUCUGUUACGUUGGCCGCUUCACGGUUUGGUGCUGGGGAUAGCAAGUACACUCCGGCAGAUUCUCCGGAUUCGUGCACCACAGAAGGUACGGCGUCGGACGAGGCUAGCACUGAAGUGAACACCUUUGCGCAAAAUAGCAAGGAGAUUAUCGAGGCACUGAAGAACAGAAUUGAGUCGCAACAGCGAAGGAUUGUGGCAAUGGAGUUGGAGCGAAAGGGCUCCAACGCGAUGACCCACGAGCUGGAACGGAUGCAGGAAAAGCAAUCCAAUCUAGAGGCACAAAACAUUCGACUGGAAGCGAAAGCCCUUCAGCUUCAGCUGGACAAUGACAUGCUUCGUCAGAGUGACGAGUCUGAAAGACUGCGCAGCCAGAUUAAGCAUCUUGAAGAGUACAUAAUAGUGUUGAAGGAGGAACUUAGCAAGGUAACAGCGGGUUGUCCGGAAACGAUAAACUUUGAUAACUUGUGUCAGCGAUGCUCCCGAUGUAGUACCUCCGGAUCGGCCACCAAUAGCGAGCUGGCCGAUUACAACUCCAAAUUGGAGCAAACUGUCAUUGCGCUACGCAGGGUUGUGGAAAAACUAAAAGUGGAGAACAAGCAACUCAAGGAGAACAAACCAUGUCCGAUGACAACGGCAAACGAUCGCAAAUCUGCCCAGGGGAUGGUGAGCAAAGAAAGUUACGAACGUCUGCAGAAGGAACAUGACAAGCUUCAGCAAAACUACACGGAAGCCUUGAAUCGUGUGGCUGCCCUACAGGUGGAAGUUGAACUGCUAUCCAGUGUGACCUGCCCACGGUGCCAUCCGCGGGAGGGUGCUUCCCAGGAGUCGGAACCGGACUUGUUGGAAAAGAAAACGCAACUGCUGGAGAAGGCGAAAAUUCUGUUGAGCCGUGCAGCCGCUAAGGAACGUUACUUGAAGGAACAAAUUGCGCUGCUCAGAAGGAAAUGUUCAGAUUUGCAAAACGUACCUGUUAUCGAUGAGAUCAGCGAGUAGAUUAUGCAGCUGAUCGUACUUCACAGGAUCUUCUUAUCACUGCCAUUUUGUGUUGAAGUUUUAUAUCUUGGUUGAGUUUUGGAUUUGUUCACUCUCUUUGUUUUUACACGAGUCCUUUAAAACGCACAAUUUCACUUAAGGUGAACUGUUCAUUUAAAAUGUAAUAUGUAUCUUCGGUCGUGCAAGUAAGUUUCACAGAUAUAAUAAGCCUUAAU